CCAUCCAUGGACGAACACGAACAGCCCAACAACUGCCGGAGUACAAUAAAAUAAAGCGGCAAAAUUCCCCCAAAUCGGACGAGAUUAAGUGCGGAGAGGGAGAGAGCUUACGAUCGAAGGGGGCACGGGUGUGGAAGCAAGGAUUCGUAAUACACACAUUUAUAGGUUGGCUAUAUCAGUCUUAAAUGUUUUGUAAAGAAGAAUGGCGCAUGAUAGGUUUCCUCCUUUGGAUAUUUUGUUUGCUUAUAGGUGAACACAAUCUCAGAAAAUAGCUAAAUAAAACUGAAGGAUUGAAGUUAAGCAUCUACCAGGUCGUGAAGGAACUGCAGGCUUUCACAUUCUUCUAUACUCUCCCAUUAUUGAAUCUUUAUGGAUUUCGACAUAGGGAAUAAGCUGUGAGCAUCGAACUGAUAGACACCGUUUGCUGAUGGAUCGAGUAAAUAACUUAAAUGGACUUGAAUAUGUAAUUGGUAUAUCAGGUACUAAUGAUGCUUCAACCUCUAUCCCUGUGCAAGCUGAUCACAGUAACCCAUGUGGAACACUUAGUGAAGAUAACCCUUCUACAAGCAGUCCAGCCUCUCAAUUGGUUGUGUCAUCAACAAAUGCGUCUAAUUUGACAAAUUCAUCUUUGACAAGAACAGAGAACCAUGGUCGUCGCAACAGAAGUCCUUUGAACUCUGGUUUGUGGAUUACAGUUGAGCUUGUUGCUAGUGUAAGCCAAAUUCUAGCAGCUGUCAUUGUGCUAUCAUUGUCAAGACAUGAGCAUCCACGAACUCCAUUAUCUGCGUGGAUCAUAGGGUAUACAACAGGCUGUGUUGCUACACUGCCACAUCUUUAUUGGCGCUACCUUUAUCGCAGUCGUCAGAGACCUGAGCAAGAUCCAGCACAUUCCAAUCAGGAAACUACAAGGAAUAACCAUAAUGACUCUAGCUCCUAUGCUGAUGGAGCUGGCACUCACAACCCACAACAAGAAAAUAGUCUCAAUCCAGCAUUGGAGCUGGGGCAAGCUAAUGUAAAUCCUAGCCCAAGGAUAAAUGCAAUAGUUGACAAUUUCAAGAUGGCAUUGGAUUGCUUUUUUGCUGUGUGGUUUGUUGUUGGCAAUGUGUGGUUGUUUGGGGGGCGCUCCUCUGCCCAUGAUGCCCCAAACUUGUAUAGAUUAUGUAUGGUCUUCCUUGCAUUCAGCUGUAUAGGAUAUGCUUUGCCUUUCAUUCUUUGUGCAAUGAUUUGUUGUUGCUUGCCUUGCAUUAUAUCUAUUAUGGGGAUAAGAGAGGACACAACUCAUGGUAGAGGUGCUACCUUGGAAUCAAUCAAUGCACUUCCAAGUUACAAGUUCAAAACUAAAAGAAGGAAAAAUAGAGGGCAUGUAGAAAGUAACUUGGAUGGCCAUUCCGGAGAUGGGAUAUUGGCUGCUGGUACUGAUAAGGAACGAACUAUUUCUGCUGAAGAUGCUGCUUGUUGCAUUUGCCUAACAAAGUACGUUGACAAUGAUGAAUUGCGUGAACUUCCCUGCACUCAUUUUUUCCACAAAGAGUGCAUAGAUAAGUGGCUCAAGCUAAAUGCACUCUGUCCCCUUUGCAAAACUGAGGUGGGGAUCACCAACGCACAACUUUCAGACACAGAGGCAGGAAUCCAUCAUUUGGUAGAAGGAUUUGCUGAGGUAUAAAUUCAGCUCUAGAGGUACAAUACAUGCCUUCUCUUGUGUUUUCGUGCAAGAUAAUACUAUAUCGAACUUGAUAAGAAAGCCUCCAAUAUUCUUGUCACUUAGAGCUUUGGCCACUAGUUUCCCAGUGUUUUGUAUAUCGCACAUGUAUAUAAAGAUGCCAGCAAAUGUUAUUUAGAGGACAUUGGACAAAUUGUUGUCUUAGGUGUUUCUUCUUUUAAUGCAUAAUGGAUGUAUGUCUCAA
This is a messenger RNA of Zingiber officinale, 1904 nucleotides long. RefSeq names its product E3 ubiquitin-protein ligase At1g63170-like. The coding region runs from base 428 to 1663 and encodes 411 amino acids. The transcript is spliced from 5 exons. The record is from RefSeq and is a predicted model, not a curated record. Lineage: Eukaryota; Viridiplantae; Streptophyta; Magnoliopsida; Zingiberales; Zingiberaceae.